AUGGCCACCGUUUCGGACACAGAUUUGGUACGAAGGUCACUGUUAGACCUCCUUGCGCGCACCGCGGCAGAUGGCUCCCUCGAGAAAGCUUUGCACGACGCGCACGCGGAGAAGGUGGAGGAGCCUGCGCAACAGCCGACGUCACCGACCCGGCGGCCGUCAUAUGAGGCCAUCCAGGCUGCUCGCAAAGCAGGAGCAGGCGUGGGCGUGAACGACCUUCUGGCCGAGUUCCAGGAGGAGCUGUCGGGCAGCCCACAGGGCCCGGCGGAGGAGGACCCAGCGGAGGUGUCCUUCGACCUCUCCACAUCGCCGAGCAACGAGGAUGGUGGCGGUGGCUUCUUUAUCUCUGCCGGUGGUGGGGGGCUGAACUUGCCCCUGGAGGAGGAUGAUCCCCUGAAGGAGGAGAUUGGGAUGUGGAUUCCCUCAACCUACCAACGACUACACGUCGGGUCGUCGGCUACCUUUCGACACCUACAGGGCUCUGCCCACAGGAUUGAUUACGCUCUCGUCGGCGGGACAGCUAUGGUAUGGGCUGCUAAAAGCAGCGUCGCGGAGAAUUUCGACACGCUCAAUUCUACCGACGACCACACUCCUGCCGUACUGGAACUGCAUGGCGCACUCGAGAAACACACUGGUGGGGACCGGAUUUGGAGGCCCACCUUUGACACAGAGCGCAUGCUGACGCCAGAGGGCCGAGCAACCAUUGCUGAGGCGCUCAGCGCCUUUGAGUCCCCCUCUUGGCAGUGCCAUCCUGACAUGCACUGCCAGGCCUUGCAAGACUAUCUUCUCGGUGUCCUGCAAACACAUUUCGGCCGAGACGAGGCUGGACCCAGGGCCUCCUUCCUGUCUGCUGAUGUCUGGACGGUCCGAACGGCCAAACUGGCACUGAAGCGCCGUUCGCGGCACAGGGCUGGGCUUUGGGCGGACCUACUCAGUCGUGCCUUCCGGCAAUGGAGCAGACAAGAGGAUUACUCGGUGCUUGCCGUUGUCCGAAAACAUGGCUUUAUAUAUGAGCUGGUGGCGUCGGCUAUCCAGUUCGCUACGGGACGCAUCAAGCUUGCCAUCCGGGCUGACAAGAAUGCCUUCCUGGACCGCAUUGCCCAAGGUGGCCAUGCCAAAGCCACUGAAAUUCUGGGUGUGGCCAAACGUGCAGGCAUUGGAGGCCGCCAAGCCAGACCGAUGCACCGGCCACUCCCUGCUUUGCUCACCCCAGACGGGACCCUCUCCAGCUCCAGGGCCGACCGCGAUGAGACAUGGCUCCAGCAGUUCAGUCAGCAAGAGUUCGGCAGCAUUGUCCCCACUGCUGAAUAUCUCCGACGUCCUGGCGAACCGAUUGCCAUUGAUGCCGCGAUCAACUGGCGACUCGAGGACGUGCCAUCCUACUUCGAGGGCCGACCCUGCGGGGAUGACACGGAUAGCCUACCCCCUCUUCUUGAAGGCCUCCCUCUCACUCUAUACCAGCCCGUGCAGUGGCGAGGAGGACUCUUGCGAGAAUCAUGGAAGAGGAAGGGGACGGUUCAAGACCCCGAGAACUACCGGUCCUUAUUUGUGUCUUCCAUGCUGGGGAAGACGUUCCACAAAGUGCUGCGCAAACGAGCGACGCAACAUGCGGCGGACAUGCUGCUGGGCUUCCAGAUGGGGGCUCGACGGCACGCACCGUCAGCGUACUAUACCGUCAUACGCGAAAUGUCGGUUGGCCUGAUUGAGAACGAAGAGACCGUCGCCAAAGUCUUCAAGUACUUUGGGCUUGCCCCCAAUGAUCUUGCAGAGUUCUGGGGCGAUGUACAUGGUGGCGGCAUCAUGGGGCAAUCGAACAUGCCUUGUGCCCUGCGCCACAUGGCCAAAGACCUCUUACAUAGGUCUUGGUUCGUCACGGGCUACGGGAAUUCGGACCGCCUGUGCGUGACACAGGCUGGCUCGCGCCCAGGCGAGGCGUGGGCUGACCUCGUCUUCGCCUUUGUCCUGGGAAAGAUCCUCUGUAGGAUCAGAGAGGUUGCCGUUGGCGAGGGGCUCCUACAAGCGUUGUACGUCGACCCUGACAGUGGGCCAUAUGCCCAGCGGGGCGACGGUGCCGAAGUGCACGCACUCGAAUGUGCUUGGGCUGACGAUGCAGCUUUUCCCAUCAGUGACGCGUCGCCUUCCUCGCUCCUCACGAAGGCGACCAGACUUUGCUCCGUUGUGCUUCAUGAGUGUGCUCGGCACGGUCUACAGCCGAACUUGAAACCGGGCAAAACGGCCAUCCUAUUGGCCCUUCGUGGACGUGGCUCCAGAAAAGUCCGUCAACAAUGGUUCCCCAAUGGGCGAAACGUUCUUGUCCUACGUGAUUUGGGUCUGGAGGUGCCCGUGGUCGGGGCCUACAACCACUUGGGUGGCACUGUUGACAUGGCCAUGUCGGGGAAAGGCGAGGCUCGCAGAAGGCUCGCCAUCAUGCAGUCCACCUUCGACGAGGGCAAACGGCUGCUGUACGGGAAUGCCUCUAUUCCUCUGUUGACCAGGUCUGCCCUGUUCCAGACUUCGGUUGUUGCCACCCUCUUCAACCUUGGCCUAUGGGUCCCUGUAGGUGCGGCAUGGCUGCACCUAGCAGGUGGUUUUACCCGGGUCCUGCGGGGACUCCUCACAAAGCAGUUCACGGGCGACCUCCUCUACAAUGUCGCGGCGCCGGCAGUGCAUAUCCUGACCAACUGCUUCCCUCUUGAGAUGUUUGCCCGAAGGUCCAGGCUGAGCCUCCUGGCAUCUGCUUGCAAGGCAGCACCAGACGAGCUCUGGGCGAUGCUACAGACGGAGCAGGCGUGGUUUGCUACAGUCCGCGAUGACCUCCGAUGGCUGUGUGAGGACGAGAACGACUGCCCCACUGCGGAUGCAGCCGGAUGGCCAGCCAUGCACCGCCUCCUCACCCACCGUACUACAUGGAUCAAGACACGAGUGCGGAAACUCCUCAACCGUGAUUUCAAGGCCUUCUGUGUGGAGCGGAUGAUCGAUCUGCAACUGUGGGCCCUGUACCGCCGACUACUACAAGCCCACCCUCGAUGGCGACCUGCUGGGACCUGGUGUUGCCGGCCAUGUGGCCGGCGGGUCAAGACCAAGGCCGCCCUCGGAGCACACUUCCACAAAGUACAUGGGCGGCUUGCGAAGCACAGACCCUUCGUCGAUGGGACUGUCUGCCAUGCCUGCGGCCGCCAAUAUUGGUCGGUCCCCAAGCUUGCUGACCAUCUACGGGAUCACCCAGGGUGCGUUGCCACACUUCGACUACAUGGGCGUGCAAGGGAUAAGGCCUUGCCUGGAAGAGGUAGCAAGGUGUGGCGAAAGCAGGCUGAGGAGACCUGCCUAGCGGUGUCCGGACCACAUGGGGCCCCGCUACCAGCUGCGGCUGACGCUGGAUGGGAUGACACCACGCGGCGAGCCUACAAAGAGGUCUGCGAAGCCCUCCUGGUUGAUGAUCUGCCAGCUGACUCCGCUAUGCUGGUCGACCUCAUUGCAAAGAGCUUGGGACGGCAUCCUCUCUUUGAGAGUGAGGAGCACGAGAUCGUCGCCCAUGUUGGUGCUGAGGUCCGACAGCUUCGGAAAGCCGAUGCAGAUGAUCACUGGAGCGACGAGGUCUAUGCAGCGCUCUGUCACUCGACGGAGCACUACGUUAUCGACACUCAGCCUUCUGAGCUUGAGGCUAGGACGGAAAUUCAUACGGAUUCUCUGCAAGCCUUCAGCCAGAGGCUGAGUGCUUUCGAUUGGGCGGACGCCCUUAGUCAGGCCAAGCCUGCCUACGAGACCCAGGAAGGCGCCUUGUACACACUGCACAGUUGGGACGUUGCUUUAACCUGUGACAGGGAGGCGCUCACCUUAGCAACCGUGGGCGAGAUGUAUUGGCCGCUGUUACCAGAGGCACUCCGUGAAGCGUGGGAUGCGGCAGUACAGGGCCGGAACGUCCGGCUGGCUGCACCAAACGCCUUUUGGGAGCAUCGCCUCUCCCUCCCCUUUAAGGGUAUGAGGGCCGACGAUGCAAGUAAUUAG
Messenger RNA from Symbiodinium sp. CCMP2592, 4005 nucleotides. The record is from the annotation of a GenBank genome assembly. Lineage: Eukaryota; Dinophyceae; Suessiales; Symbiodiniaceae.